Messenger RNA from Talaromyces stipitatus ATCC 10500, 1873 nucleotides. RefSeq names its product C2H2 transcription factor (TFIIIA), putative. The record is from RefSeq and is a predicted model, not a curated record. Lineage: Eukaryota; Fungi; Ascomycota; Eurotiomycetes; Eurotiales; Trichocomaceae. Gene Ontology annotation, molecular function: DNA-binding transcription factor activity; RNA polymerase II cis-regulatory region sequence-specific DNA binding. Gene Ontology annotation, biological process: regulation of transcription by RNA polymerase II. The transcript has 2 exons. Bases 36 to 1694 code for a protein of 552 amino acids.
UGAUAAUUCGAUAACUUGAACUCUAGUCCUUGAAGAUGUCUGUCAAACGCAAAGCAGGCGAUGCAGCAGUCAAGCGACCAUCAAAAUUUGUUAAACAGACAUCAGACUCAGAGUACGUAAUAUCAGAUGCUUCAUCGGGAUUCCAUACCGAGAAUGAAGAAGACGAAGACGAUGGUCCCGAUGACGAGACACCCGCUACUCCUUUCUCACGAACCUCUUCGAAAUACCCUUCCGAGCUGAAGACACACCUAUGCCCAUUCGAAGGCUGUACAAAAGCAUUCAACAGACCAGCAAGGCUACAAGAACAUCUUCGAUCCCAUAAUAAUGAACGUAUUUUCCAAUGCACCUACGACAAUUGCGAGAAGACGUUUCUACGGGUCUCUCAUCUGAAUCAUCACAUCAAAAGUGCCCAUACUGCUGUUCGCGACUAUGUCUGUGACCGUCGAGGUUGCGGUAAAGCCUUUGUGACAGGUACCAGACUCCGAAGACAUCUCGCUGCUCACGACGGAAGAGACAAGUUUCGUUGUACUGAAUACCCGCCGUGUAACGAGACAUUCCGCAAGCACGCGACCUUAGCGCAACAUAUUAUGUCCAUACAUCUUAAACAGAAACCGUUUCCUUGCCAAUAUGUUAAUCCAGCCACAGGUCAGAGAUGUUCCCAGGCCUUUGAUACAGCGGCGCAUCUACGUGGUCAUGAAAAUCGGGUUCAUUCGGAGAGUCGGUUUACCUGCACGGAAUGUGCGAGUGAUAAUUUGAGUUUUGCUUCCUAUGCGGAGUUGCAGGCACAUAUCAAAUCUGUGCAUCCCCCGGAAUGUCCGCAUUGUUCUCUUAGAUGCCAGAGCUCUCGAGAACUCCGCCGUCACUUAGAGAUUUCCCACGGUGAUGUUAGUCUGGAGGAACGACGUCAAUUCCCGUGUACGGUUCCCGGGUGUGGACGAAGCUUUACAAAGAAAGGGAAUCUUGCCGUUCAUGUUCGCACGGUACACGAGGGUGAGAAACGCUUCGUGUGUGGUGAGACGGACUUGUCGACUUCGAAAAAGGUGGAGGGAUGGACUGGAACAGACGCAUGUGGAAAGCGUUACAGCAGCAAAAUCGCCUUGGAGGAGCACGUCCGCACGACGCAUUUGGGACUGCAAAAUAGCAAAGCCGAACGUCGAGAGCGUCUUGGUCUGAAUAAAGAACCAAGUAAACGCAAGACGAAUCAUGACGUCUCGACCAUGACACUGCUCACUGGCGAGGGAUACGCCGACCAAAGCGGUCGACACAUUGCUUGUCUUGUCUCUGAUUGCCAGUACCGAUUCUAUCGAGAAUUUGAUCUCUUUGUGCACAUGCGCAGCAAGCACGGCUACGAGGAACGGGAUAUUGACAACCUAAUCAUGGAGCGAGCACGGCUAGCUCAAGAGAAUACAGAUACUAUAUUUGGGAUUUACGGGCUGGAGUUUGAUACGCCGAUCGAUAACAGUCAUGACCCCGACCCUUUCCCGUCUGCGGAUGCAGCACCGCCUUUCUUUCACGAUUCGCAUAUUAUGAAUAACGAAUUUGAUGAAAAAAUGAACGAUAUCGCCUUCUUCAAUUCUCUAAAUGAGAAUAUCGCACCUCAUCACGAGAAUAACACAUUGUUCGGCUUUGGCGCUGAUGAUGUUGUGCAGAGUAACGAUGGGUUUGCAUUUGUUGAUCCGGGGCUAUCUCAAUGAUACAUUUGAUGACAUGCCACUUGAGCGAUGGUUUUGUUUGAUACUAGUUCUUUCUGUUUCAUGACAGGCAUAGCAUAGCGCUUUGGAUGUACGACAGAGUCCGCAGUUGAACGUUUAACCCUAAAAUACAGCCCCUGACGAAAGAAAUACAUCGUGCCGUUGACGCAUCGGGCAGCUGG